AUGGCCCUCGACAGUGCCGAGCUGCUUUUCGAGGGCUUGGAGGGCGACGUCAAGGCUAUCUUAUCCGAUGGGGCCAGUGUUUAUGUCUCCUCAAGCGUUCCGGGCUUCCAGCGGGUGGUGCGGCUCCGCUUCCGAGAUGGGCAGCGACGUGGAGCUCUGCUCUUUGACGGCUUAAGCAUCAACUGUGCCACCGACGACGGCCAUGCCGAUGCUUUGAUUCUCCAAGGAGGCAAAGUCUACAGUGGCCAUUCCAUGGAAAAGAUCUCUCAGAUAGAGGCGCCUCUCUUCCGGGAUAGCGGAGUGUACUUCAUCCAGGUGCCUGUGACACUUCCGUAG
Symbiodinium sp. CCMP2592 is the source of this 336-nucleotide messenger RNA. Lineage: Eukaryota; Dinophyceae; Suessiales; Symbiodiniaceae. The record is from the annotation of a GenBank genome assembly.